CUGUCGCUUCCGUUAAAUACAGGAAUUACAUGAAAGCGCAAAGCAUGCAGAUUAAGCAUGCUGAUUUGAAAUUAAGAAUAUUAAAUUUACAACAUGGAUCAAUUUGCACACUAAUAAUCGGUUGGUAAAUAACUUAAAUAUAGCGGGUUAGAGAACAAAUAUGACCUCGUCCCGGAAAGACUCAGCAGCCUCCGACUCACCUGCUUUUGACGGUUUUCCUUUUGCGGUGGCCGGUAAAACUGAGGACAACUCGAGCGGGGAGCAGCAGCAACCAACUGGGGUGAAAAAGAAGCCGUGUCGCGCUUGUACGGACUUUAAAUCAUGGAUGAAGACACAGAAGCAGCAGACGACAGCUGCUACUAUGCAGGAACCCCAAGCUGAGCCACAAGAGCCGGAGUGCCCACUGGACAGACAAGAGUUGGGACGUAACACUUGGUCCUUUCUGCACACCAUGGCUGCAUAUUAUCCCGAUAAACCGUCCACCCACCAGCAACAAGAGAUGGGCCAGUUCAUUAACCUCUUCUCCAAAUUCUUCCCCUGUGAUGAAUGUGCAGAAGACCUUAGGAACAGAUUAAAAACCAAUCAACCGGACACCAGGAGCCGCCACGCUCUGUCCCAGUGGUUCUGCCGACUCCAUAACAACAUCAACGUGCGUCUGGGCAAGCCCGAGUUCGAUUGCUCCCGAGUUGAUGAGAGGUGGAAGGAUGGAUGGAAAGACGGUUCCUGCGACUGAGAGAAAGCAUUGCAGAACUUUUGAGUGUAGAUGCUGUCUGUGUUGGAACAACAUCCUGUGAAGGAUGAAUGAAUUUUUCAGGGAUUUUCCUGUUUUGCUGUCAUUUCAUAUUUUUGUUGCUGAUAACAAAAUUAAGGGUACAAACACAUCAUGUUCCGGACCAACCUUCAUACUGACUAUGUUGAGUUUGAACAUCAAAUAGGAAAUUUUCACCAAACAUCGAUUCAUUAAUGGCUGAAAUUUUAGGUCCAAGCCAAAGGACCUCUAAGGUCAAUUGUGAUAUGAUCUGCUAUCUGUGUGGGCUAUUAAUAAACACUGAAAGGGGCACACAUA
Messenger RNA from Syngnathus typhle (broad-nosed pipefish), 1066 nucleotides. It is a transcript of the gene gfer, whose product is annotated as growth factor, augmenter of liver regeneration (ERV1 homolog, S. cerevisiae). Lineage: Eukaryota; Metazoa; Chordata; Actinopteri; Syngnathiformes; Syngnathidae. Bases 161 to 733 code for a protein of 190 amino acids. Gene Ontology annotation, cellular component: mitochondrion. Gene Ontology annotation, molecular function: flavin-dependent sulfhydryl oxidase activity; flavin adenine dinucleotide binding. The transcript has 3 exons. The record is from RefSeq and is a predicted model, not a curated record. Gene Ontology annotation, biological process: liver development.